GGUCGUAACAAUAGGCGCACUGUGCCGCUGAGUGUGGGCACUGCAGCCAUGCCAAAGCAGUUGGCCCCAGCAGGGGCUUGUUGCUGUGACCAUGAGAGCUUUUCUUGCUGUGCAAGCCAAGGCCCACUAGCUUUGGAAAGUUCAAUAACCUCAACCAGACUCUCACUGAAGCUCAGAAGGCAGAUGGUUGGCACUUCCCCAUGACCAAAGAUCAAGAGUGGGACAAGUACGGCUACGUCGUGCGGGACCAGAUUCGGUUUUCUCUACAUGUCCAAGACGGGCUGCUGGACGUCGUGGAGGAUUAUCUUGAAACUGAGAAGAAGGACCUCAUUGACAUCAACCUUCCUGGCAAUGAUGGCAAAACACCACUCAUGGUUGCAGCCAAGAAUGGUCAUGCCAAGGUUUUAGCAGCCUUGCUGAAAGCUGGAGCUGACAUUGGCUUGGUUGAUCAGUCCAUCAAGGACAAGAAAAUUACAGCAGUUGAGUAUGCCAAAGGAUGGCCUCAUCAAAUUGGGAACGAAAGGCGAGACGACUGCGUGGAAAUCAUUGAGGAGUUCAUGAGGACUGGGCAGGUACCGGAGAUGCUUUCAAUUCCCGAGGCCAAGAAGUGAGCUGGGCGUGGACUGGACUUGGAAUGGCAUGAGGCAACAUAGCCUUCAGCCAUGAUCUUCUUCGAGGU
Effrenium voratum is the source of this 679-nucleotide messenger RNA. Lineage: Eukaryota; Dinophyceae; Suessiales; Symbiodiniaceae. The record is from the annotation of a GenBank genome assembly.